Molecule: messenger RNA, 2880 nt
Organism: Bombyx mandarina (wild silkworm)
Lineage: Eukaryota; Metazoa; Arthropoda; Insecta; Lepidoptera; Bombycidae
Gene: Cdc5
Product: cell division cycle protein 21
Biological process (GO): regulation of transcription by RNA polymerase II; mRNA splicing, via spliceosome
Cellular component (GO): Prp19 complex; spliceosomal complex
Molecular function (GO): RNA polymerase II transcription regulatory region sequence-specific DNA binding; DNA-binding transcription factor activity, RNA polymerase II-specific
Source: RefSeq, a predicted model, not a curated record
CAGUUUUCAUUGAUCUAAGCAUAAAAUAAAUCUCAAUUUAUUAAAUUUUCGCUAAAUGGAGACGUUUUAUUGAAAAUUAUUGCAUAUUGAAUUAGUAGUUAUUCAAAUUUAAUUGAUUUCAUUUAUUUAUAAGCUGAAUAAACACUAUCCAACAUGCCCCGGAUUAUGAUAAAAGGUGGCGUUUGGCGUAACACCGAGGAUGAAAUCCUUAAAGCGGCUGUUAUGAAAUAUGGGAAAAAUCAGUGGUCUCGUAUAGCUUCGUUGCUCCAUCGUAAAUCUGCAAAACAAUGUAAAGCCCGUUGGUACGAGUGGUUAGAUCCAAGUAUUAAGAAAACAGAAUGGUCCCGAGAAGAGGACGAGAAGCUGUUGCACUUAGCCAAAUUGAUGCCAACUCAGUGGAGGACCAUUGCUCCUAUCAUCGGACGUACUGCUGCACAAUGUUUGGAAAGAUACGAAUAUUUGUUAGACCAAGCCCAAAAGAAAGAGGAAGGUGAGGACAUGGGCGAUGAUCCACGUAAGCUGAAGCCUGGUGAGAUUGAUCCUAAUCCAGAAACAAAACCUGCUAGACCUGAUCCAAAAGAUAUGGAUGAAGAUGAAUUGGAGAUGCUCUCAGAAGCUCGUGCACGUUUAGCUAACACUCAAGGUAAGAAAGCUAAAAGGAAGGCUCGUGAAAAGCAAUUAGAAGAGGCUCGUCGUCUUGCUGCACUACAGAAGCGAAGGGAACUCAGUGCUGCUGGGAUAGCUGUACCAUUAAGGCGUAAAAAAAAACGUGGCGUUGAUUAUAAUGCUGAGAUACCAUUUGAAAAGAGACCAGCGUCUGGUUUCUAUGACACUUCGACUGAAGUAGUUGAUCCCAUGGCUCCUGAUUUCUCAAGACUUCGACAACAACACCUUGAUGGUGAACUACACUCUGAGAAAGAGGAGAGAGAACGUCGCAAGGAUAAGCAAAAAUUGAAACAACGCAAGGAAAAUGAUGUGCCACAAGCCAUGCUACAAGGUGAUGCUCCGGCAAGAAAACGCAGCAAACUUGUGCUGCCAGAGCCACAAGUUACUGAUCAAGAGCUGCAGCAGGUGGUAAAGUUGGGCCGUGCAUCGGAGGCGGCUCGCGAGGCUGCGUCGGGCGGUGCGGCGGCCGCUACCGACGCUUUGGUCGCGCAGUACGCGCUCACACCCGCGCCCGCCACUGCUCUGCGCACGCCCGCACAACAUGACAGAAUUCUAAUGGAAGCACAGAAUGUAAUGGCACUAACUCAUGUGGACACCCCAUUGAAAGGAGGCUUGAACACUCCAUUACAUGAGAGUGAUUUUUCUGGGGCACUACCUCAAAAUCAAGUUGUGGCCACACCUAACACUGUUCUGGCUACACCAUUCAGAUCAUCUCGCAGUGAAGUGUCCACACCUGGCAGUUUUAACACUCCAGGACAUGGCAAUAGUCAGCUUGGGCUGACCCCAGGCUUGCGAGAUAAACUUAAUAUCAACCCUGAAGACAGAGUGAAUGGUGGUGACACUCCUCAAAUUUCCCAUCAACUUCAAAAACAAGCAAAAACAUCAGUCAGAAACGCUUUGCAAUCUCUGCCUGUUCCGAGAAAUGACUAUGAAAUCGUGGUGCCGGAGCAAGAGGCUGGUGAAGAUAAGGACGAUUCGGCCGCAGUCGUUUCCGUGGAGGACCAAGCUGAUGCUGAUGCUAGAUAUGCUAAGGAACAAGAAGAAAAACGCGCGGCCGAGCUGUCGCGUCGCUCGCUGGCGGUGCAGCGCGGCGCGGCGCGUCCCGCCGACGUCAACGUGUCGGUGCUGCGCGGUGCCGCCUCGCUGUCCGCCCUCACGCCGCUGCAGCACGCCGAGGAACUGCUCAAAGCUGAGAUGGUCACCAUGCUGCACUACGAUGCCCUCAGGGACCCGCCUGAAGGUGUAGAUAAAAAGCGUGCUAUUCAACUACAAGCGUCCCAUUUAGCAUACUUAGAACAGCAUCCAUAUGAAGAGUUUGCUGACGAAGAAUUAGCUACCGCUAAAGAAGCACUGAAGAAAGAAAUGGAAGUGGUGAAAGCGGGCAUGAGUCAUGGGGACCUUAGUAUAGACGCGUACACUCAAGUCUGGGAGGAAUGUUUAGCACAGGUACUUUUUCUACCCGGUCAACAUCGUUACACGCGUGCUAAUUUGGCAAGCAAGAAGGAUCGUUUAGAAUCUGCUGAGAAAAGAUUAGAGCAGAAUAGAAAUCACAUGGCGAAGGAAGCAAAAAAAUGUUCAAAAAUGGAAAAGAAACUUCGUGUGCUAACAGGAGGUUACCAGAGUCGUGCCGCAGCUCUCAUAAAACAGUUUCAAGAAUUACAAGAUCAAAUAGAACAAGCUAAUUUAGAAUUAUCGACCUUUAAAUUCUUGGCUGAACAGGAGAAAGCGGCCAUUCCACGUAGAAUAGAAUCGUUGACCGAAGACGUCAGCCGACAGACUGAACGCGAGAAGCUUUUACAAAAGCGAUACUCAGAACUACAGGCCGAGGUAGAAAACAUGCAGAAAGGGAAGAAAAGUCAAGUUUCCGAAAAUGUUAAUUCUCAAAAAACGACUGCAUAAAAAUGUUCUUGUAAAUAUUAAAAUGGAGUAAUGACGCACUAAGCUAAGGAAGAUAUUAUCGUUUGUCCGCAAAAUUGUUUCUCAUACAUUUAUAGCUGCAGUUAAAAGUUUUACCUCUGUAUCGACGUAUCUGAUAUUUAGUGCUUAUGAAUUAAUAAUAAAAAACUAAACAGUGGAUCAAGACUAUCCGUAGUAUAGUAAAUGAGAACUUUUCUAUUAGAAGAUGAGUAACAAUAAUAAACACUGGAAUAAUAGGUAGUAGGAUUAUAACAAAAAUAUGUAAUAAAUAUCAGGUUUCCAUUAAAUAUAGUUUUU